AGAACACCGCGAUUCCGCAGAGCGCAGAUGAUCGCAACUGGUGUUUGUGGCGUCGCGCUGGUGCUGGUGUUGGUGGUUCUGAUCCCCGUCGUGGUGAACUCCGCCGGGAGCCCUGCCCGGUACGAGAUGCUCGGAUCAUGUCAAAUGGUGUGCGACUCCCAUGGGACCGCAGCCACGGCCACGGUCAAAACGACCAACCCGAUCAAAGACAACCGCCUGGUCCAGUCGCUUCCGACGUUCGUCCAAGGUCCUCAAGGAGAGCCGGGGCGCUCCGGGAGGAUGGGUCCAAGGGGUCCGGUCGGCGAGCCCGGACCGCCUGGACCUGCUGGUCAGCCCGGGGAAAGAGGGGUACCGGGCCCGCCGGGUCCACCCGGAGACCCCGGAGCGAAUGGCCCCAACGGUGCCAUCAGCGCUGCCACUUACAACACAGUACCAAAGAUUGCGUUUUACGCAGGACUGAAGAAGCAGCAUGAGGGAUAUGAAGUGCUGAAAUUCGACGACGUUGUCACAAACCUGGGGAACCACUACGAUCCAUCUUCAGGAAAAUUCACCUGCUCAAUACCGGGGAUUUACUGCUUUGUUUACCAUGUGCUGAUGCGAGGCGGGGAUGGAACCAGCAUGUGGGCUGACCUCUGUAAAAACAACCAGGUGAGAGCCAGCGCCAUCGCCCAGGACGCCGACCAGAACUACGACUACGCCAGCAACAGUGUUGUCCUGCACCUGGAGCCCGGGGACGAGAUUUACAUCAAACUGGACGGCGGGAAGGCGCACGGGGGCAACAACAACAAGUACAGCACGUUCUCCGGCUUCAUGUUGUACGCUGAUUGAAACAUGGAGACGCCGCGCGGUGGGAGGGCAUCCACUCUGCACAUAGCUUUUUCUGCUUCAUUGCUCAGUCUCGGUUCAAUGUCGGUUGGAUUAUUAGAGACAGAGCUCACCAUUUCCAUAUUGCAAAACACCCCAAGGAUGAAGUGGAGGAAGGCAUGCGGAGAAAAUAAAAAAAAAAAAAAAGAGUAAAGGACUGUACUUAGCAAUAGCGAUGCUCUCCCAGUGUAAUCACAGGAUAGGGAGAGUGAACCUUAAUUUGUACAUUGUUGAAAUGUCCCCUUGUCAGACUGAUUUGCGCACUUUGAAUGAACUCUCGCUUUACAACUUCAGUUUGCUGACAUGUCAAACAUACUGUAGAUGCCGUGG
Platichthys flesus (European flounder) is the source of this 1194-nucleotide messenger RNA. It is a transcript of the gene c1ql3b, whose product is annotated as complement component 1, q subcomponent-like 3b. The coding region runs from base 28 to 828 and encodes 266 amino acids. NCBI's taxonomy places the organism in Eukaryota, Metazoa, Chordata, Actinopteri, Pleuronectiformes, Pleuronectidae. The record is from RefSeq and is a predicted model, not a curated record. Gene Ontology annotation, molecular function: protein binding. The transcript is spliced from 2 exons.